Fusarium sp. VM40 is the source of this 1068-nucleotide messenger RNA. The record is from the annotation of a GenBank genome assembly. NCBI's taxonomy places the organism in Eukaryota, Fungi, Ascomycota, Sordariomycetes, Hypocreales, Nectriaceae.
AUGUCUGCAGCCAUGACCCUCGAACCCAUAGUAUCGCUCGGCCAAAUGCCAGACGAGAUUCUCCUCGAGAUUGCAACCCACAUGCCUCGCAUGACCCAAAAGUCCAUGGACGGCAUCACACGAACGUCCAAAAAAUUUCGCCUGAUAUUUCUCCGUCGAUACCUAGGUCAGAUCACCUUCGUAGGAACCAUGGAACGGAUAUCACACCGCCUUGACGCAUUCAACGCAGUACAUGCUUCUUCCACGGGGCCUAUCUGGUCAUCUGUUAGAACUGUACGGUUCUAUAUCUCGGACGCGAUUGAAUCACCCGAUACUCGUCCUCCAGAUACAACGAUACCCGGCCUUGUUGGAGACUUUCUUAGCAAAGUAGCAGCUGUCAAAGAAGUAUCUGUUCACAUGGCUAAACCUCCGCCUGGUCAGACUACAUUUCAAGAGUUUCUGGGAGAUGCGAACUCUUCAUGGACGGGCUUUCCAAAGUUGAAGCUUACCACCCCCGAUACAAAGAUCAUUCACGCCGUCAUACGCCUUUGCCCCCAAAGCGCCCUGCAGGUUAUCAAACUACCUUUGUAUCCCAACUCCCCUGAGCUACGGCUUCUGACACGCCAGUGCCCAAACUUGAAGCGUCUACACGUUGACGCCCCAGGAAGCUUUUCCUUUCGCAAUGCUAGGGGAAACUGGCUUGUCGAUGACAUCUGUGGAGCUUUCGUACACUUAGAGUGGCUAGUACUUGGAGGCAUCUUUGAUUCUGAUAUCGAAAGGUUAAGCAGUUGGGCGAUUAACAUGAUCAUUGCCGCCUUGAACUCAGCGCCCUCCUUGGUCUGUUUCGCAUUCAGGGUGCCAUCCAAUACAGAUACUUCGUAUAUGGAUGCACUUGAGCAGAUCCUCACAUCUGUUCCCAAGCUUGAGGAGCUCUGUUUUAUCUCUCAAGAUUCAAACUCUCCCGAGAGAUUAGCAACUUUGCACAGGGGAAGUCGCAAACCUGGUAGAUCAAAAUUGAUUUUCACCCAAGAGUCUAUGACUACUAGUGAACGGGAGCGACGAUUUCCUUGCGCACUUUUUGGGAAAUGA